Messenger RNA from Penicillium nucicola, 771 nucleotides. It is a transcript of the gene rps1, whose product is annotated as 40S ribosomal protein eS1. Gene Ontology annotation, biological process: translation. Gene Ontology annotation, molecular function: structural constituent of ribosome. The transcript has 5 exons. Bases 1 to 771 code for a protein of 256 amino acids. NCBI's taxonomy places the organism in Eukaryota, Fungi, Ascomycota, Eurotiomycetes, Eurotiales, Aspergillaceae. Gene Ontology annotation, cellular component: cytosol; ribosome. The record is from RefSeq and is a predicted model, not a curated record.
AUGGCUGUUGGAAAGAACAAGCGCCUUUCAAAGGGUAAGAAGGGUAUCAAGAAGAGAACAGUCGACCCCUUCACUCGCAAGGACGAGUACUCCGUGAAGGCUCCUUCCACCUUCCAGACCCGCGAUGUCGGCAAGACUCUGGUCAACCGCACCAGCGGUCUCAAGAACGCCAACGACUCGCUGAAGGGCCGUAUCUUCGAGGUCUCUCUGGCCGACCUCCAGAACGACGAGGACCACGCCUUCCGCAAGGUCAAGCUCCGCGUUGAUGAGAUCCAGGGCAAGAACUGCUUGACCAACUUCCACGGUCUGGACUUCACCACCGACAAGCUCCGUUCCCUUGUCCGCAAGUGGCAGUCUUUGAUUGAGGCCAACGUCACCGUCAAGACCACUGACGACUACCUCCUCCGUCUGUUCGCCAUUGCCUUCACCAAGAGACGCCCCAACCAGAUCAAGAAGACCACCUACGCCCGUUCUUCUCAGAUCCGCGCCAUUCGCAAGAAGAUGACUGAGAUCAUGCAGCGUGAGGCCGCCAGCUGCACUCUCUCUCAGCUCACCCACAAGCUCAUCCCCGAGGUUAUUGGCCGUGAGAUCGAGAAGUCCACCCAGGGCAUCUACCCCCUCCAGAAUGUUCACAUUCGCAAGGUCAAGCUCCUCAAGUCGCCCAAGUUCGACCUCGGUGCUCUCCUUGCUCUCCACGGAGAGUCUGCGACUGAUGACAAGGGCCAGAAGGUGGAGCGGGAGUUCAAGGAGCAGGUCCUCGAGAAUGUUUAA